AUGCCACCCAAGAGGCGACUUGCUCAUACGUCCACACAUGCUCGCAGCCGAGUGCCCAUCGAUUCCGGUUCUGUUCCUUCUUCCGGUCCCGUCAAGAGAUACAGAGACGGUGAGGAGCAGCCGAGUCAACAGAGACCGGUCGUGGAAAUUGUCCAGCCACUUGUCGGCCUGCAUGUCGUCCGCCAGCCAGUGGACAAACGGGCGAGGGUCGACUGUUCCAGGAGUUCUGGGAGCGAAAGAGAACCUACCAUGAACUCGCAGGCGGCAAAUUCAAGAACUAAGUACAGAUGCAGGUGUCUUAAACAUAUAAAAGACGACCAGUGUGAGGCCCAGAAGCUGGCAGAGAAGAGAGCCAGAGACGCAGCCAGUAUCAUCCUGAAAUCUCAAAGCAUGGUACUCGCCGUCGUUGACAAGGGAGAAAGAGAGCGAAUCUUCUGCCUUCACCAGGAGCUCCUCGCGAAGCAUUCUCAGUACUUCACCGCGGUCUUCUCCGCACCUCCAGUGCAAGCCAACGAUGUCAAUAUCAAGACCGAGGCUGGAGAGGCGGCUCAGACUACCGUACAUGCCUCGCCCCCCGUGUACAAAUUACCCAAUGUCUCCGCGACGCCAUUUGCGCAUUUCACGUCAUGGCUGUACACCGGACGUAUUGACACUAGCCUUUCUCAGAAUGCCGCUCGCGCAAGGAGUGAAGUAUGCUCGGACUGGACUUCGAUGUGGGCAACUGGCUCUCAACUCGAAUCCGCGGGGUUCCGGAACUAUGCUAUGGAUGGUUUGCGAAAGGAGACGGCUGUAACGACCCGUCGAUGGCCAACGGCGGCCGAAGCUCAUGAAGUCUCUGCGCAAGAUGUGGAUAUCGAGGGGGGGAAACGUGCGGCGGGGGAAGAUAGCGCGUUGGGGAGGUUCCUGGUUGCUUGCAUUGCCAGCAACCGCCCAUUCGAGAAGUCCGAGGGGAGUGAUGAGCGAAAGACGUGGGUCGAUGUCUUUGACAAAGACAAGCAGCUCGCGUUCAAUGUCCUCGUUGCAGACAAGAAGUGGGGAGUGGAAGGUCCUUGGGACAAGAAAUUCGACAGGGAGUUUGCGGUUGAGGAUGAGACACUUGCAGAUGAUGAUGAAGUUGCAGAUGAUGAAGUUGGAGAUGAUGAAGAUGUUACAGAUGAUCAUGAUCAUAUUGCAGAUGAUGAUUAUCUUUCAGCAUAG
This is a messenger RNA of Drepanopeziza brunnea f. sp. 'multigermtubi' MB_m1, 1197 nucleotides long. RefSeq lists its product as uncharacterized. Gene Ontology annotation, molecular function: protein binding. NCBI's taxonomy places the organism in Eukaryota, Fungi, Ascomycota, Leotiomycetes, Helotiales, Drepanopezizaceae. The record is from RefSeq and is a predicted model, not a curated record.